This is a messenger RNA of Austrofundulus limnaeus, 2519 nucleotides long. RefSeq names its product serine/arginine repetitive matrix protein 3. The record is from RefSeq and is a predicted model, not a curated record. NCBI's taxonomy places the organism in Eukaryota, Metazoa, Chordata, Actinopteri, Cyprinodontiformes, Rivulidae. Gene Ontology annotation, molecular function: mRNA binding.
AAGCUGCAUCUGCUGAAUGCUAGCUCUGCAAGUAUCCAGUCCUCUCUGCUGAGGGACCACAGGCUCCACAGCGCCCCCUGCAGGAACCAGACGGGGCUGACGUGCACAGCCAGAGAGGCCGGGGGCAUGGACGGUAAGAUGACGGCUGUAGGGAGCUCUCUGACUCAGACGUCAGGGAAGAGAGGGGUCCAGAGACCCCAGAGGAGGAGCUCCCACUCCCCGGAUCACAGCAGUGACUCCACCCACUCCCAGCAGAACCACGCUCAGAGAGGGAGGAGCUCUCGGCACCAGAAAAAGUCAAAGGGUGGCCACGCAUCCAAACGCCACCACCGCUCGGGUCGGGGUCCGGCACAUCACAGGAGCCCCUCGGGGACUCCGGGACGCCAUUCGCACACGUCAGCGAGGAAGAACAAAGAGUCUCGGAGCAAAGCCAACCWCCGGCAGCGCAGCAGCUCCUGGAGCAGCGGGCGCUCGUCCUCCCGCUCCGCCUCCAGAGACAAAGCCCCAGGCAAGGUCAAAUCGCCCCACGGCAGACAGAACGUGUCCAGAGAGAGGGACAGCGCUAACCGCUCAGACACUGACAGCCGAGCUCGCCGCCGCUCACGCAGCUACUCACCCAUACGGAAGAGACGACGAGACUCGCCCAGCUUCAUGGAGGCUCGAAGGAUUACCAGCGCACGGAAGCGGCCGAUCCCGUACUACCGCCCCAGCCUCUCGUCCUCCAGCUACGACAGUAGCCCGUCGCGAUCCAGCCGCAGCCGAAGCUACGGCAGCUACAGCAGCUACAGCCGGAGCAAGAGCCGGAGCCGGAGCCGGAACUGGAGCCGGAGUCGCAGUCAGAGCCGGAGUUGGAGCCGCUCCCGCAGCCACCACAGCUACUACAGCCGCAGCAGCGACGGCAGCCCAGGAUUCUGACCGCUGAGGAUGAAAACAUCACCAGACUGCACUGAGAAGCUACUGACAUCACCUUCAGCAGUGCUCCAGGUCCAAACCAACCAACUCGGAGCUUGAAUCAAAGAGAGCCGUUUUCUGAUUUAGCACAUUACUCCCACUGCUCGUCUCACGCAGACCUGGGAGUCAAACAAACCCACCAUCAACUCAGAGUCCAAAGAUCAAAUCUUACAGGAAGUUAGCACUUUGUUUUUCAUCUUCCUCAAGGAAACCAAAAGUCUGAUGUUCAGCAGCCAAAACCACAGCUGAGACCGGUCCAUACAGGCAGGCGGAGUCCAACCCCACCUGAAACCUAAAAACGAAGUGAUUUGCCCCAAAAACUCAUUCCUCCUACAAUGUAAACUGCAUCAGCUUGCUAUUUUUUAAUUCAUUAAUUUAAAAUGUUUUUUUAUUUUUUAGUGGGACAGUUUUUAAACCGUGGGACAGGACAGCUGAAUGUCCUCGCUCGUCAGCAGUCAGGACACAUCCGGCUUGUUUCAGCUCGUUAGAGAGCAGCUACACCUGCCGCGUCCAAAACUGCAGAGUUAAUGUUUCCAACAUGAGCUGAGAGACGCUGAGUCAGCAGCUCAGAGCAGACAGACAGGACCGGAACCAAACACAAAAACUAAAAACUAGAGAUGUGACGUUCGCAAACGAUCCGAGUCUUUUGAACGGCUCUUUACAACGAACGAUAGGAUCCGAAUCGCGGGCAGUAACGAGCCAUUUGAAGUUUUUUUUUCCUUUUAUUCCUCAUAUAAUCUUUAGUUCUUCAUAUUUAAAUCACUCCUGCUUUGCUUUUUCACAGAAAACAGGCGGAUUUGUGGAGUACAGAAGCUCACGGUGAAAGGGGGAGGGGGGCUUCCGCUUAACAAACACAUGUUUCCACCCAUGUGACGGGAUUACGUCAUUACAUAUGACUACGUGAUGAUGUAUGUCUCUACGUGAUGUAUUUCUCUACAUGCUGAUGUAUGUCUCUACGUGAUGACGUAAUACAUUCAGAUCGCCCUCAGCUGGUGCUUAUUUGACUGGUUUCUGAAUGUAAUGGUUGGGGCUUUAAAGCYGAGGAGGGAAUAUUUAUGCACACGUUAACUCCUUUAGUUUGAUUGUUUUAAUGAAUUAUUUUACAGAAUUUUUUUUGCCCAUUUAUCAUUGUUAACCUUAUCAUAGAAUAUUAUGGUACUUAAAUUAGAAAUCCAGUUCAGAAAGCUGUGGUUCWGUCUGUCUGCUUUAUUUCACACAGUUAAAGUUAACUGUUUUUUUUUUAAUUUAAUCCUUAAUCCCGACCCCCCCCUCCCAAAAAAAAAUCUUAAACAACAUCUCUGUUUUUCUUUCGCUGUAAAAUUUGUGGGUUUUGAUUCAGGAAACAAAUGUCUGACUGAUGUGUUCCAUGACAAUAUACACACCUAUAUAUACUAUAUAUAUUCUAAAACAGAGGCGACAGAUAGGAGAGAUCCACUGAAGGAAACUUUAUGUACAUUUUUACAGACUGUUUAGGCUUUUUAUGUUCUUAUUUACCCACAAAGACUCACAUUUCAUUAAAGCGCAGUGAUCAACAAAACUGAGAACAAAGGAGACGAGGAACGAAGGAA